This is a messenger RNA of Theobroma umbraticum, 1785 nucleotides long. NCBI's taxonomy places the organism in Eukaryota, Viridiplantae, Streptophyta, Magnoliopsida, Malvales, Malvaceae. The record is from RefSeq and is a predicted model, not a curated record.
UGCAUCAAGGGUUUAGUCCCUUUAAGUGUGUUUUUGACAAAUACAUUGGUCAACAUGUACUCGAAGUUUGGUCUUAUUGAUUACGCUCGGUACCUGUUCGAUCAUUUGUCUGUUAGGAAUACUGCUUCUUGGAACACUAUCAUGUCUGGCCUUGUCCGUGUUGGUUUAUAUGGAGACGUGAUGUUUUUGUUCUGUGAAAUGCGGAGUUUUGGUGUUUGUCCUUCCGGGUUUCUGGUUUCAAGCUUGAUAACUGCUUGUGAUAGGUCGGGUUGUAUGUUUAUUGAAGGAAUUCAAGUUCAUGGUUUUGUUGUUAAAAUUAGUUUGUUAUGUGAUGUGUUUGUGGGAACUUGUUUGUUGCAUUUUUAUGGAGCUUACAAAAGAGUUUUUGAUGCGCAAACGCUCUUUGAGGAGAUGCCAGAGAGGAAUGUAGUUUCUUGGACUUCAUUGAUGUUUGGAUAUUUAGAUAAUGGAGAUUUGGAGAACGUUAUACAUUUAUAUCAGAAAAUGAGGGAAGAAGAGAUUAGUUGUAAUGAGAACACGUUUGCUACUGUGCUAACUGCUUGUUCGUUGCUUGAAGAUGAAUCAUUGGGUCUUCAAGUUUUUGGUCAUGUUGUAAAGUCUGGUUUUGAAAAUAAAGUUUCUGUUGCUAACUCUCUCAUAUCUAUGUUUGGUAGUUUAGGGAGUCUAAAAGGGGCCUGCUAUGUUUUUAGUCGCAUGGAUGAACGUGACACAAUCUCAUGGAACUCAAUAAUUUCUGCACAUGUUCAGAAUGAACUUUGUGAAGCGUCACUGAGAUUUUUCCAUCUGAUGCGUCAUGUUCAUGAGAAAAUAAAUUCUACUACUCUUGCAACUUUGCUUUCUGUCUGCAGUUCAGUAGAUCAUAUGAAAUGGGGCAGAGGAAUUCAUGGUCUAGUUGUUAGGUUGGGAUUGGAUUCAAAUGUUUGUAUAUGCAAUUCACUUUUAGGUAUGUAUUCUGAGUCUGGAAGGUUGGAUGAUGCAGAAUUUGUCUUUAAAGAAAUGCCAGAGAGGGAUAUAAUUUCUUGGAAUUCCAUGAUUACCGGUAAUGUUAGAGAUGGAAAUAGCCUAGAUGCCUUAAUAUUAUUGAUCAAAAUGCUUCAAAUAAAAAAGGCAACUAAUUAUGUGACUUUUACGAGUGCAUUGGCGGCUUGUUCAAAUGCUGAGUUUAUUGAUAAGGGAAAGAUUGUGCAUGCCCUUGUAAUUCUUACAGGUCUGCAUGAGAACUUGGUUGUGGGAAAUGCAUCAGUUACAAUGUAUGCAAAGUCUGGUAUGACGGUUGAAGCAAAAAAGGUGUUCCGAAUGAUGCCCAAGCGAAAUGAAGUAACUUGGAAUGCACUCAUUGGUGGCCAUGCAGAGAAUGAAGAAACGGAUGAAGCAGUAAAAGCUUUUCAGUUAAUGAAAGCAGAAGGUAUAAAAACGGACUACAUUACAGUGUCAAAUAUUCUGGGUGCUUGCUUGGCCCCUGAUGAUUUACUGAAACUCGGGAUGCCCAUCCAUGCACAUGUUGUUUCAACAGGAUUUGAAUCGAAUAAAUAUUCUAUAACAAAGUCUGAGAAUAAUUCUCGGGCAGACUCAGACGAAAGAUCAGAGAAAAACACAUGUUUCUCUUCUCUCAGCCAGGAGACAAGCAAUGCAGAGGCUAGAUCAACUGUAGUUUCUCAAGCACUAGCACAAAAGACCAUUGCUAAAGAUUUAGCAAAUAUUGGAAGCAUAUCUCAAAAAAUUGGUACAAGAAAAAUUGAUCACACCCUACAAACAGAAGAUUGA